GAUCCCAAGCACUCUGGAUAAUUGAUCCUAUACCUGUUCAGACUAUUGUAUAACGACAUACAGAUGGAGUGGGUUUUAAUCUUGUAUAAUUACUCAACAUACGCAACAUGCUGCACUGGUACAUUAUUCACUACAACUAAAAAAAGAAUGUUGGCCUGAGUUGGGCAAAAUACAACUUAAUUUUUAUUGUUUUUUAGUUAAAUUGAAAUAUUUAUCAUCAAUGGAGAUGUGAUAACCUUCUGUACACUUGUACUUCUGACAGAUCAAGAAGCAAUUGGAUGUGGUUAUCCACAUAAAAUGUCAUUCAUCUUCAAAUUGCAUGGGCUGAGUACAGGAGCUUGAUGGUAUUUGCUGCUUUCAGUGCUUGUCAUCUGAGUAUUUAAAACAAGAGACAGUAAAACCACCUGGUGAAAUUCUAGAAGCACGAUGCAGGUAGAGUUACUGCCUUCAAGAGCAUCACGGCUCGUUUGUAUUCUGCUCAAGAUCUCCAUUGCAAGAUGUCUUUCUCCAUCCAGCAUUUCUAUAACACCCGCUCUGUACCCUGAAGCUGGAAAAAACACACUCUGGUUACAAAAUGGAACUUGCUCUGGAUCUGUGCAUCAAUCUUCAGAUGUCUGCCAAGGGCAUUAUGGGGUUCCACUAUUGCACGGCAGCCCUGGGAAUGAUUUCAUGAAAGCUCUAGAAUGCCUGGAUGUUUUAAGAAAAUCCUAUUCUCCUUGGCAUCCGUGGUCAGUUUUGUGUCUUUCCUCUUAAUCGUUGUUGCCAUGGGGACUCAGAAAUGGAUGACCGGCACAAUUCUGUGUCAGACUGGGGUCGAUCUAGUCAAUGCCUCAGAUCCAGAGCUGGUGAAGUUUAUUGGAGAUAUUUACUACGGACUGUUCCAAGGUGGGAAGGUACGGCAGUGUGGAUUAGGAAAGAGACGCUUCAAGUUCUCCAUUUUCCCACAUAUGGUGAAAAAACUGAAUACCUCGCUCCAUGUGUUCAUUAUCCUCUUCCUUUGCUCGGCCAUAGCAUUUGCUCUGAUCAGCUUUGGAUUCUGCAUAUACAAUGUGAUCAAAGUUCCCUAUCGGUCAAUUAAAGGACCUGCUGGAAUUUGCCUCUGGAAUUUAAUUGCAGGUCUGUUUAUUGUGUUUGCAGUCAGUAGCUUUAUUGCUGCAGUGCAACUUCACAGCCUAACGGAAAGAAUUGCCAAUUUCCGAGAAAAUGUUUUCAGGAUUGUUAUUUUGGAAGAACACUAUGAGGAUUCCUUUUGGCUGUGUGUUGCCAGUGGCGCAACCCACGCCUUUAACAUCCUACUGAUGGCAAUGAGCAAUAUUCGUCUUCCGAAAUUCAAGACUAAAACAGAAGAGGCAAAUGUGACUGCAGAAGAUAUCAUGUAUUAGACACAAAGUACUGUAAAUAUUUGCUAUUGUGUUCCAAUUCCAUUACAAGAACCCAGAAGGGAACAAAGCCAAAUAGACGAGGGGGUAUCAUAUGAUAUCAACAGGAGAAUGACCAGAGAAUGUGUCUGUCAUUGGCAGUUCCUUGCAGAGCCAACAUCAUGGAGGUCAUAGCAGUUGCCCUAUUGAUGCAGGAGAAUUUUGGAUUCACUGCCACUUCUAAACCAGUUGGUAGCUUCAGGGUUCCCACAGUGGCCUACAUCAAUCGUCACAGUAUAUAUGGGCACGCAUGUCGUUGGCAUGCUGAAUAUUACACCAACCAACCUGAGUUACAAUAUUUUUAGAGCAAUUACAUCUGAAUGACAUUUAAGUAAUUCAUUAAGUUUGGCACAUCUCCCCCUGGUAAGCAGACCGAUGCUGGAAUCACUGCAUUGUGGGCAAAACACAUGAUGAUUGCAUUUAAAAAUUCCAUUUUGCUCAUGCCCUCUACUGGGCUUUCUUAUAAUCUGUACAGAGAAAUACCAUAAAUCCAUGCCAGCAUAUAUAUUGCCCUUUACUGAGCACAAUCCUUUAGGGAAGUAGGAAGGUUGAAUUGCUGUUUAAAGUGGAAAUAUGCUGUUUUUAUAAUUCUGUUUUAUUCUAUACAAUGAAGCUUUGACAUUCCCAGUCUUAGCUGAGCCAGUCUCCAUAUCACCAAGUAAAAAGUAACCCCUAGGGGCUGAUUUACUAACCCACGAAUCCGACCCGAAUUGGAAAAGUUCCGACUUGAAAACGAACA
Messenger RNA from Xenopus tropicalis (tropical clawed frog), 2157 nucleotides. It is a transcript of the gene clrn2, whose product is annotated as clarin 2. Lineage: Eukaryota; Metazoa; Chordata; Amphibia; Anura; Pipidae. Gene Ontology annotation, biological process: sensory perception of sound. The transcript has 3 exons. The record is from RefSeq and is a predicted model, not a curated record. Bases 684 to 1382 code for a protein of 232 amino acids. Gene Ontology annotation, cellular component: membrane.